This is a messenger RNA of Mesorhabditis belari, 336 nucleotides long. The record is from the annotation of a GenBank genome assembly. NCBI's taxonomy places the organism in Eukaryota, Metazoa, Nematoda, Chromadorea, Rhabditida, Rhabditidae.
AUGUCAGGGAAAAAGAUUCUCCGAAGAUUCUCUUCAAGUAUUUCUGAGCACAAGUCGUUUAUCUACGCCGAGGCGAUUUGUGAGUUCUCUGGUUUACACGCCGACGAGCUCUCGUUCAACAAAGGAGAUCUCAUUUGGGUGACUGAUCGCGCCUCACAAGAAGGUCGUUGGAAAGGAAUCAUUUUCGGACAAAAGGGAAACUCGCGAGCUGGAUAUUUCAGUCCAUCCACUGUUCGGAUGAUCGAUCGACCGCCGGCAGUGAGGGGAAAGCCUGUUGAUUGUUGCAGAGAUGUCCAUCUGCCUUUUGACAUGAGGAAAGAGAGAGAUUGGUGGCCA